Messenger RNA from Staurois parvus, 484 nucleotides. Lineage: Eukaryota; Metazoa; Chordata; Amphibia; Anura; Ranidae. The record is from the annotation of a GenBank genome assembly.
AGCCGAAGAUGUCGACUCGGUCAUGUGAUCAGCUGUGUCCAAUCACAGCUGAUCACAUGGGACAUGUACACUGAUCAUCAGGGCACUGAUGAUCAGUGUGCCCUGAUGAUCAGUGUAGCCCCAGCAGUGCCACCUGUCAGUGUCCAUCAGUGCCUUGGGUCAGUGCUCACCAGUGCCUCGUGCCAGUGCCCAUCAGUGCCACAUCAAUGCCACAUGUCAGUGCCUACCAGUGCACAUCAAUGCCACAUAUCAGUGCCCAUCUGAGCUUCCUUUCAGUGUCACCCAUCAGUGCCACCUAUCAAUGACAAUCACUGCCAGUCAGUGCCACCUAUCAGUGCCAGUCAGUGCCGCCUAUCAGUGCCGUGUCAGUGCCGCCUAUCAGUGCCGUGUCAGUGCCGCCUAACAGUGCCAGUCAGUGCCGCCUAUCAGUGCUGCCUAUCAGUGCUGCCUAUCAGUGCCACCUACCAGUGCCUCCUCAUCAGUG